This is a messenger RNA of Meloidogyne enterolobii, 341 nucleotides long. Lineage: Eukaryota; Metazoa; Nematoda; Chromadorea; Rhabditida; Meloidogynidae. The record is from the annotation of a GenBank genome assembly.
UUCUUCAAUUUAAAUUUUUCCUCAAAAUGGCCAGCAACAACAAAAAUUCUCCUCAAGCACAAGCUUUACAAGCAGUUGCCGAUUUGGAAAUUGAAAUGAUGACAGACACAUAUAGAAGAAUGACUCAAAGUUGUCAAUCAAAGUGUAUAAAUACUUCGUAUCGAGAAUCUGAACUUUUGAAAGGCGAAGCAGUCUGUCUCGACCGUUGUUUAGCCAAAUAUUUGGAUGUUCACGAUCGACUGGGAAAAUUACUUAUGCAAAUGACUCAACAGGACGACAAAGCACAGCAACAACAACAGCAAAGUUUAGCGGCUACAGCACAGAAAAUGCAUGGGAAAUAG